Molecule: messenger RNA, 1584 nt
Organism: Glarea lozoyensis ATCC 20868
Lineage: Eukaryota; Fungi; Ascomycota; Leotiomycetes; Helotiales; Helotiaceae
Exons: 4
Coding region: 1-1584 (527 amino acids)
Cellular component (GO): cytoplasm
Source: RefSeq, a predicted model, not a curated record
AUGUCGCUGAUCCAACCAGGCCACUCAGAUAAACGGCCCUCCCAGCUCAAUCUCUCCUCCAACAACCCCUUUCGCAAUCGAGCUGCGUCACCGUCAUCGGCCGGAUCACAACCACAUUCCCCCUUUGACCCCCCACCACGACCUGUCUCACGAAAUCCUUUUCUCGACGCUUCCACUACCAACAUCAUACCGCCCGCCAUCGGCUCACCUGAUAAGAUGGCUACCAAUAUGGAUUCGGCGCCCAAGCCCAGAUUGACAGGAAAUGCUGCUGAAUUAUUCGACAAUCUUACUUUGAGUGACGAACCCGCUAGCAAACCCAAAACAGCAAUGCGACCACCUCCUGUGCGAGCCCAGACGAGUGAUAGACCACCACCUUAUCACCCACACUCUGCUUCCAGAUCCCGCGGUGAAAAUAUUCCACCUCCCCGAGGGCCACCAGGUCAUCGACCGACCCGAUCUCAAGAAGAGGCACUUCGCGCCCGUAAACCAGGACAGUCUAGCCGCUCACGUCCAAAGGAAGAAUUGGAUAUUUUUGCAGAUCCAGACAAAACACGACGGGUGAGAAGAAAUUCAGAUUCUUCUGUUAUGUCUAAGAAGAUCGAGAGUGAGGAGGAGAAGAGGAGAGCCGAGAGAAGACGCAGAGAGCGUCGUCAUAGGGAACGUGAUGGUAAGGAAUCUACAAGCAAGAUUACAACCAAGAAGCCACGAAACCUGGAUAUCAUUGACAAACUGGAUGUUACAAGUAUAUAUGGCACUGGAUUGUUCCAUCACGAUGGUCCAUUCGACGCAUGCAACCCUCACCGUAACCGACAAGGAAGCCGAAGAGCUCCAAUGCAAGCAUUUCCUGAGGGCUCAAUCAAUAACACAUUGGGUGGUUCCGGUCCAUUGAACAAGAGACCGGAUCAUGCAACCUUCUUGGGUAACAAUGACGACGAGGCCUUCCGGGAUUAUAGUACUGGGCAGAACGGAUUCGCAAACCCACGACCCAAGGACGGAACUGUACUCAGCGCCACUAGCAAAGUCGAGCCUAUCCAUGGAGAAGAGACCCUCGGCCUAGGAAGUUCUACUUUCUUGGAAGGCGCCCCAGCAUCACGAGCUGCCAUGCAACGACGAGAAAGCGAGUCUAACGGUACUGUGGAGAACGGGUUGGGACGAAAGAAGUCUCUUGCCCAGAGAAUCAAGGGAAUUAACAAUGGACCACGACGAGACUAUGGACCUUCUGGACGAAUUACAAGUCCCAAUGGAGUCUACUCACCCAGAUCUCCAGAUAAUGUCAUGACCCCGGGAGGAACCAAGCUUCACGAGUCAAACCCGUUCUUCAAUGAGUUCUCGGCUGGUGAUGACAAAGACCUGAAGAAAGAAAGCGUCACAUUCGUCGAGCCAGUCAAAGGAGGUGGCAGACUGCGAUCCCCAAGCAGCCCUCGUCGUGGUUUCGCUGGAUUGGAGAGACGUGUUACUAGUGAUGGUACCAUAGAAGAGCAAGAACCAAAGUCUGGAGGUGGAGGCGGGUUUCUGUCGCGGGUGAAAUCCUUGAAGGGUGGACCAAGAAAGCCAAAACCAAUGGGUCAAGCAACUGAAUCUUGA